CUCUCCUUUCUUUCAAUCAAACCAAAACCUCUCUCUCUCUCUCUCUCUCUCUCUCCCCUCCAUAUCGGACAACCUCUCAAACAAAAUUAAACCUCGAGUUUUCCCGAGAAAGCAUUUCUAAUUUUCUUUGUUCAGAACUCAAAAAAAAACGAUUGGAACCUAAAACUUGUCGUGCCUAAUUUUAUCUGUUUGGUGUCUAAUAUUGUUCUCUUACAAAAGUCACACCACAUUCUCCGUUGUCUCUCUGGGCCCAUUCUUCACGUAUCAGCCCCGAAGACUGUUUACUUCGCACAUCACCGGAGAGAGAGAGACUCCGUUGGUGCCUGCGUUUUGAACCGGUCUUAACCAUUUGAUCUUGAAGAAAAAUUUGAGUUUUUUUUAUUUUUUUUUUGUAAAAUUCUCCUUUUUUACUCCGACCAAACUGAAAUUAUGAACUCGAGGUUACGUUACGAUCCUCAACAGAUCUCAAGGCGCACACAACCGUCUGACACUCCGUCGUCAUCUCCGUCUCAAAGCUACCGGAGACACCCUCUCCUCCAGAGAAGCCUCUCCUCUCCUUCUCCCACGGCGGCAGCCACCUGCGGCGGAUCCACUCCCGCCGAGUUCUGCGGCGGCACGACGGCGAGCUGCGCCGCCGUGUGCUGCUGCUGUCCCUGCGGUCUCGUCAACCUCCUCGUCCUCGCGAUCUACAAAGUUCCCCGGGGUAUCUGCCGCCGCGCCCUGCGCAUCCGCCGCCGCAAGCAGCUCGUCAAGAGCAGGAUCUUUCCUCCGCUUCCGGCGGACGGGAGAGUGUUCCAGAACUCCGAGUUCGCGGUCCAUCCGGUGGAUAGCAACGACGUCUCCGACGAGGACGACGAAGAUGAUUUCUUGGAUCUCAAAUACUUCGGCAAACCGGCGGCGGCGGCGGCGACGGAGCUCGCGGCGGAUGAAGAAGACGACGAGGCGGUGUUGGCGUUGGAGAAGGAGAUGUGGAACAGGUUCUAUGGUGCUGGUUUCUGGAGAAGUCCGUCGCAGAGGGAAUCGGUGUCUGAGAAGUCUCCGAGAGUUUCGAAGUCUUUUUCGUUGUAGCCGAGGCUGUUGUCGUUCGCUGAAGCAUCAUAACUGAAAACAACGAGCAGAGGCGGGGGAAGAGGAGUUUUAUAAAAGAUUUGUUAAUAGUGUUUCUUGUUUUCUUGAUGGUGUUGUGCAUUUGUUGGAUCGAUCUUUGGUGUGAGGGUUCUUAUUUUCAAAUGUUAAUGGGAUUUUGUGAUCAUCAAAGAUGAAAAUUUCGAAUCUGAAAUCAUGUGGUACGAUGUGUUUGUUGGUUCA
Raphanus sativus (radish) is the source of this 1308-nucleotide messenger RNA. RefSeq lists its product as uncharacterized. The record is from RefSeq and is a predicted model, not a curated record. The coding region runs from base 430 to 1068 and encodes 212 amino acids. Lineage: Eukaryota; Viridiplantae; Streptophyta; Magnoliopsida; Brassicales; Brassicaceae. The transcript has a single exon.